AUGAUAGGAAAAGAGAAUAUGCUUAAAAAGAACAAUAUUCUUAUAAUAACUCUACUAAUAACAAUGAUACACCAUACAUGUGCGUUUCUGGAUUCAUUAAAUACAAAUCGGACACAUGAAAUAAAAUUAGAGAACAACUUAGUAAUAAAUCCAGAUGGUGGGCUUUCACCAAGCACGCAUUAUAUGUCUUAUUUAUGUAAGUUCAUGCACAACUUCCGAAUGUACUGGCAUGGUGUAUACAGAGAGUGGUAUUUAAAGAAGAAAAACAAUAACUCAACAGAAAGUGAAUAUAUCGGUGAGUAUUAUAAAAAUUCACUAGAAUGGAAAGUACACAAUAAUAUAGACGAAGAUACAGAGAAGAACAAGUAUUUACAAGCAUUUGCACAGCAAUUAAUUAAUAUGUUCCCAUCAGAAGGUAUACAAUUGUCUAUUGAGUCAGAGAAGAGUGACUCAUUCACUCGAUUUCUAAGAGAGUACAAAGACAAGUCAGAUGGUUUAUAUGUUCUUGCUUCUUUAUUUCUUCUCUCAGAAGGGAUAAAUAUUCCCAUUAAAAUAGUAGAGGAUAAUAAAAAGAAUGCUGGAAAUAAAAUGCUCGUUCUAAAAAAGAAAGAAACAGUGAGUCCAGAAGAUAAAUUCCAUGUCAACUUGAUUCUGGCUAUAAAAAGUAAAACAGAAGAGGAUAAUACUGCUGAAUCAGCAUAUCAGAAGAAAACAGAAGAGAUAGUGAGCUUCUUCAAGAGUCUUGCCACCACUAAUUCAUCUUACUGCUUAAAAGUGCCAGAAGAGUUCUCAAUGCCUACUACAUAUGAAGAGUUCUUAAAGGGGAAUUUUCUGUGCAAUCCGAAGUUCCUCAUACAGUCGUACUUCUUUGAGUAUAUAGACAGUGUGGAGAUGUAUAGAGAGUUUGUGAGAGCGGUGUACGGGCUGCUGCGUGAACAAAUAUCAAACAAAGAUGAGAAAAGGAGUGAGAAUAUAAGCAUGGAGACAGGAAAGAAAGCACAGGAGGUGUUUGACAGGCUGUUUAUAGAUGAAGAAGUAUUAAAAAAACAAAUGAAAAACAUAACCCGAAACCAUUACGAAUGCUUCUGUGAAUUAAAAGAAAAUAGAGAUGCAUGGGCGGGCACUCCAUUUAUAAAUAGUGAGCUAAAUUGCAUAUAUAUCCCCAAGUACCUUCGAAGAGAAAGCAGAUUUAGUGUAAACAUAAACGACAGACACGAGGCUCAAAAUUCCCAGGACUGUAUUCUUCUUUACGUAUUUUUCUAUUUUGCCUUUGAUCCUGAAACUAAAAUAUAUAACAUAGACCACUUGCCAAAUGCAUCCAAAGACCUGAAGAACUUCUUUGCCAAAUACAGCUAUCCUGUAGAAAGCGUGGGUAUUAUUAUGCAGUGCGAGUGGUGCAGGGUUGUAUCACGCCCCCUUGAAUUGAAAGAUCGAGAGAUUAUUGACGAUUCAACAAUUAGCCACGGAGUACUAAACAUGUUAUAUGUGAUGUGUGAUCUAGUGGGGAACACACCAGAAAUAAAAAGCGCAAUUAACUGUAUAAAGGGCCUGCUUAACACAGAUGUUAAGAAUGACUACAGUGGCCUAAAAAACUGCAUGCUGGAAGUAUUUUCUUCUCUUUCCAGGAAUAAAAAGGUAAAACUAGAGUGCAACUUCAUUAAAUAUAUGAAAAAGUACAAUGAAGAAGUAAAUGAAGAUAUAGAAGUAAAAUUACAGGUUCUAUAUGAUUUUGGCCAAGAGUGGCAAGGAAUUCAAUUUGAAACAUCUAACUCAUAUAGAAACCCGCCCGUAGAGACAGUAAAAGAAGAGAAUGAGGACACUGAUGAAUUGUGUUCUAUUGAUUCGCGCUCUGAUGAUUCUUUCAGCGAAAUAGUAUAUACGAUUAACAAUGGCUAUAAAUUUGUAGACACUUACCAAAAAAUGAUUAUAAAUCAAUUCAUUAUCUCCUCUUCCUCUACAAACCAUACACGCUAUGAUUUAGAAUAUUCAUUUGAGAAGAAUAAAAAGAAAAUAGUGGUUAAUAAAUGCGACACCCCAAACAGUCUAAUGCUAUGGGGCAGUCUAGACAGCCUGGAGUACAAGUCACACCUUGCCAAGCAGUUCCUAAUCCACUCUAGUGGAGCUCUUUUAAACAGUAAUACUCCCAUGGUACGGUUCACUUCUAAUCUCAUAGGGAGUGCUCCCUUAAAUGACUUAAGGAAAAGACAGCACAUUCUGUCUGGCUGUGCAUACAACGAGAACUACAAAACAUACUACCCACAGCUUGAAUAUGAUGUGUGCACUGUACCCAAGACAGAGCUGUCAUUGGCAGGUUUGUAUCCAAUGAUAGAAGUUCUGGUUAAAAUGCGAGGAAUAAAGUACUUCUCUGUUGUUCACUCGUGCUUAUCGCUGCUGCAUGUGUACAAGAGUGAUAUAGAAGUACUUUAUGCUUUCUCAAAUGUGUCCGUGCUUAUUAAUAUAAUAAAAGAAAUUCAGUGGUCUAAUAAUAAAAAAGAAGAAUAUACACUGCAGCCUUCUCAAUCCAAAAAACUAAAUAGUGAUUUGUCAAACAAUCAAGGUAUAGCAUGUUUAUAUUAUAAAAGGGCAAACAGACCGUCGAUUUUUGAUUAUGUUCACCAAAAUAUGGCAGAGGCACUGCCUUCGCACAGUAAGUACAACCACAAUAUUAUUUACAUAUGCUGGCUUUUUAGAAUACUUGAGUCAAAUUGGGGGUUUUUCAAAGUACAUGAUAUUAAGCCACUGUACACACAUAUAGACCCGUCCAGUCUUUCAGACGAGUUUGUGGAUGUUUUGGGUGACUGUCUGACCCCAGAGAAUGCCAGGUCUGUUAUAAAGUUUUUAGAAAAGAAUAAAUUAAGAUUAUACGGCAGCACGGAUGAAAAGGAGUGCGAAAAGAAGCACCGGGCAAUAGUAUCUCUCUUUAGAAAGUGUACUACAAAAAAGCAGCCGGUCAUAAAUAAAUAAUGCUUAGUCAUACACACUGCAAGUAUGCAAAGUAUAUAAUAUGUGCAUAUAACAGCCAGUUCAUACUCCAUCACAGUGUCUGGGUUAUUAAGGCAUGUUUUAAUUAUGUGUGGUGUGUGCUUGUGUAGUAGUCUGUUUGUGGCGUGAUGUGUAGUUAUGUGUGGUGUAUUAACUGUGUGAUGUAUUAUAAUUGGAU
Molecule: messenger RNA, 3160 nt
Organism: Nematocida parisii ERTm1
Lineage: Eukaryota; Fungi; Microsporidia
Exons: 1
Coding region: 1-2964 (987 amino acids)
Source: RefSeq, a predicted model, not a curated record